This is a messenger RNA of Pistacia vera, 1040 nucleotides long. RefSeq lists its product as uncharacterized. The record is from RefSeq and is a predicted model, not a curated record. The transcript is spliced from 6 exons. Lineage: Eukaryota; Viridiplantae; Streptophyta; Magnoliopsida; Sapindales; Anacardiaceae. Bases 105 to 1040 code for a protein of 311 amino acids. Gene Ontology annotation, molecular function: protein binding.
CCAGUUGAGCCUUUCAUUUCUUUUACAGUUGUUAAACAUCAUCUGGCAUCUUAGGCACCCAUUACUCAAAGAGAUCAAUUUCGAGCCGAGAAAUCACGCACAAUAUGCCUACAUCAGGAAGGAAAGAAAAUGUUGAGAUUGUGAUUUCACCACCUUCUGAAGAAAGGGCUGAAACUUGUUCUCGUUUCAACUUGACAGAAAUUAAAACUCGAAAUAGGCACUUGGAAUUGUACCUAGCUGCACUGAAAGGUGAUUGGGACACAGCUAAAAUAAUUUACAAGGAAGAUAGAAUUGAUUUAACAGUUAAGCUAUCAAAGCAAGGGGACACUGCUCUCCAUAUUGCAGUUGCUGCACAGCGCACUAGUUUUGUGAAAAAGUUGGUUGAACAAAUGAAAAAAGAGGAUUUAGCCAUAAAAAAUAAUGCUGGCAACUCGGCCUUUUUAAUCGCAGCUGCGUCCCAUAGUGUUGAAAUUGUGAAGGCCAUCAUGGAGAAGAAUGAAGACAUUGUAAAGAUUAGAGGAGGCAAUGAUAUGUUACCGCUUCACGCGGCAGCUCAAACGGGAGACAAAGAGAUCGUAGAACACCUUUAUGAAACCAUGGAUCGAGAUGGGUUAGUAAAUGAUAACGAUAGCUUCGAAUUGCUUGUGCGUCUGAUAAACCAUGGUUUGUAUGAUGUUGCGCUUGAUUUGGUGGAGAAGCACCCAGAUUUAGCUACUAAACGUGGUAAAAAUGAGGAGACAGCAUUGCACUACUUGGCUCGAAUGCCCGUACCGACACCUACUUUCUCCGGUGGCCCAGUUAGACGAUGGAAAAGAUUAGUGAUCUACACUUUUAAGGAAGCGAUAAGGACUAUGCAACGGAUGAAGGAGACUAUGCAACGGAUGAAGGAGAGGGAGGAACAGAGGAAUAUGCUGGGCUUCAGGCAUCGAAAGAAGAAGAGGGAGAAACAGUGGAGGGAAUCAAUGAGCUUGACGGCCCAAAUGGAUAAGCAGAUAUCUCGCUCGUCUUGUGGGUGCAGAGACUCCUCAAGCUUCUAUUGA